AUGUCGUCGAUAUCGACUUUGGGAGUUGCGUGGGAGCAUUGUCCGUGGGGCACGUAUAAUAACGUUGAAGAAGAAGAAGAAGAAGAAGAAGAAGAAGAAGAAGAAGAAGAAGAAGAAGAAGAAGAAGAAGAAGAAGAAGAAGAAGAAGAAGAAGACAAAGAGGAGUUGGACGAAAGAGAUUUCUGCUACUCAGUUGCUGAAACGAAUAAACUCGAGUUGCUCAAGUGGAUACGAGAGGAGAAAAAGUGUGAGUGGGAUGAAGAUACGAUUAAUGUGGCCGCAGAACAAGGUAAUCUGGAAAUGGUCAAGUAUUGCGUGGCAAAUGAGUGUCCUGUCGAUACGUAUGCGUGUGCAUUUGCUGCCUCACAAGGUCACCUCGAGUGCCUCAAAUACUUACGGGAAGAAGUCAAAGCGACCUGGGAUUCUCGGACUGCCUCUUUUGCGGCUGCAAAUGGCCAUCUCCACAUACUCGAAUAUCUUGUCGAGCGUAAGUAUAAUAAAUAUAGCGAAGUGGCUUGUGCGAAUGCAGCAAGGUUCGGCUACUUAGACUGUUUGAAGUACUUGCGCGAAACCGCCAAAGCGCCUUGGAACGAGAUCGCCGUACGCUGCUCGCACGAGAACAACCGCCCCGAAUGUGUACAAUACCUCCUCGACAAUAACUGUCCUCUCCCACCUAGUUGGCGAUACGAGGAUGGAACUUUACACACAUCAUAG
Messenger RNA from Bathycoccus prasinos, 714 nucleotides. RefSeq lists its product with no specific name. NCBI's taxonomy places the organism in Eukaryota, Viridiplantae, Chlorophyta, Mamiellophyceae, Mamiellales, Bathycoccaceae. Bases 1 to 714 code for a protein of 237 amino acids. Gene Ontology annotation, molecular function: protein binding. The record is from RefSeq and is a predicted model, not a curated record. The transcript has a single exon.